GAGAAGCCGUAUUCCUGUCCUGAGUGCGGGAAAUGUUUUUCACAAAAGUCUAAUCUUAAAACACACCAAAGGCUUCACACAGCUAAGAAGCCAUAUUCCUGUCCUGAGUGCGGGAAGUGUUUCCAUUAUAAAUCCAAACUUAAUGAUCAUAAAAGAUCUCACACAGGUGAGAAGCCACAUUCUUGCCCUGAAUGCGGGAAAUGUUUUUCAGCUAAGUCCAAUCUUUACACACAUCAGAGAUCUCACACAGGUGAGAAGCCUUAUUCAUGUCCUAAGUGCGGAAGAUGUUUUUCAGAGAAGUCCAAGCUUCACAAACAUCUGAGAUCUCACACAAGGGAGAAGCCAUUUUCCUGUUCUGAGUGUGGGAAAUGUUUUUCAGUGAAGUCCAGUCUUCACAACCAUAGGAGAAUGCACACUGGGAAAAUGCCAUUUUCCUGUUCUGAGUGCGGGAAAUGUUUUGAACAAAAAUCAGAUCUUGUCAAACAUCAGAGGUCUCACAUGGGCGAAAAACCAUACUCAUGUCCUGAGUGCGGGAAAUGUUUUUCAGCUAAGUCCAGUAUUUAUAAUCAUCGGAGAUUACACAAGGGAAUGAAGCCGUAUUCCUGUUCUGAGUGCGGGAACUGUUUUGAACAAAAAUCAGAUCUUGUCAAACAUCAGAGGUCUCACAUGGGCGAAAAACCAUACUCAUGUCCUGAGUGCGGGAAAUGUUUUUCAACUAAGUCCAGUAUUUAUAAUCAUCAGAGAUUACACAAGGGAAUGAAGCCGUAUUCCUGUUCUGAGUGUGGGAAAUGUUUUGUAGAAAAAUCAAAACUAGUUGUACAUCAGAGAUCUCACACGGGGGAAAAGCCGUAUUGCUGUCCUGAGUGCGGGAAAUGUUUUUCAGACAAAUCUAAUCUUUACAGACAUCAGAGAUCUCACACUGGGGAAAAGCCGUAUUCCUGUCCUGAGUGCAGGAAAUGUUUUUCAAACAAGUCCAGUUUUUACAGUCAUCAGAAAUCUCACACAGGUGUGAAGCCACUUUCCUGUCCUGAGUGA
This is a messenger RNA of Staurois parvus, 1035 nucleotides long. The record is from the annotation of a GenBank genome assembly. Lineage: Eukaryota; Metazoa; Chordata; Amphibia; Anura; Ranidae.